ACAAGAAGGACCCAAACAGAAGGUUAGCCAGACUGACAGCAAGAAAUCCUUCAGCGAGGACAGACAGUCUGUUCUUGUCUAAACGGAUCGAUACCGUUUGUGUUAUGAGAAGAAGAGGACGCUGCUUCUCUCAGGAUCGUGAUUGAACAGCAUGGCUGCAGCCCCCCCUCUCAGACGGACAGACUCGGCCCGGGGCGAGUUCUCCCCGCUGAAGCACUUUGUUGUGGCGAAGAAGAAGAUCAGUGAUGUGUUUGAACAACUCCUCAACUACGCCAAAGAGACUUCAGAGUUUGUAGAAGAAAUCAGUGGGAAUAAGGCUUUGGGGAACAUCGCCACUCAGGAUCAGAAGUUGGAGAUCCAGGCCUAUGCCGACAAACUUGCCAUCAUCAAGGAGGUUCUUGCACGCAGGCACAUGAAGGUGGCCUUUUUUGGCAGGACCAGUAAUGGUAAGAGCACAGUGAUCAACGCCAUGCUGAGGGAUCGUGUGCUGCCCAGCGGUAUCGGCCACACCACCAACUGCUUCCUGAGCGUGGAGGGCACCGACGACGACAAGGCCUACCUGAAGACGGAGGGCUCUGAAGAGGAGCAGAGCAUCAAGACUGUAAACCAGCUGGCUCACGCGCUGCACAUGGAUGAAAGUCUGGACGCCGGCUGUCUCGUGCGUGUUUUCUGGCCGAAGACCAAGUGUGCUCUGCUUCGAGACGACCUGGUGCUGGUAGACAGCCCUGGAACAGAUGUUACGUCACAGCUGGACAGCUGGAUCGACAAGUUUUGCCUGGACGCUGACGUCUUUGUGCUGGUGGCGAACUCUGAGUCCACGCUCAUGAACACGGAAAAGCACUUUUUCCACAAAGUGAACGAACGUCUGUCGAAGCCGAACAUCUUCAUCCUCAACAACCGCUGGGACGCCUCGGCGAACGAGCCAGAAUACAUGGAGGAUGUGAGGAAGCAGCACACGGACCGCUGUGUGAACUUCCUGGUCGAGGAGCUGAAAGUUGUGGAUCGUGAGCAGGCACCCAACCGCAUUUUCUUCGUUUCUGCGAAAGAGGUGCUCAACUCCCGGAUGCAGCGUGCGCAGGGCAUGCCUGAAACAGGUGGCGCUCUCGCUGAAGGCUUCAAGGAGAGACUGAAGGAGUUCCAGAGCUUUGAGAGGAGGUUUGAGGAGUGUAUCUCGCAGUCAGCAGUGAAAACAAAGUUUGAGCAGCACACAAUCAGGGCAAAGCAGAUCACAGAAAAAGUCAAGAGCAUCAUGGACGCCAUCAACAUUGAGGCGGCGGAGAAGAGAGUGGCAGCGCUGGAGGACAGAGAGUACCAGAUGGACCGGCUGGAGUUCGUCAAGAACCAGCUCAACUUGCUGAUCGGUGACAUUAAACAGAAGAUCACAGCUAUCAGCGAGGAGGUGGAGGACAAGGUGUCCAACGCCAUGGGGGAGGAGAUCUGCCGGCUCCACGUCAUAGUCGAUGAGUUUCACACUGACUUCCACCCGUCGCCUCACGUCCUCAAGAUCUACAAAUCUGAGCUGCUGACUCAUGUGGAAGAAGGGAUGGGCAAGAACUUGGCCUUCCGCUGCUCCAGCGCCAUCAACGCCUCCGUCCAGUCGUCGCAGCAGUACAUGAUCGAGAGCAUGCUCCCGCUGCUGCCCUCCACGGUCCAGAGCCAGGUCCACAUGCUGGUGCCCAGCAGGAAGUUUGACCUGAGCUACGACCUGAACUGCGCCACGCUCUGCAGCGACUUCCAGGAGAACAUCGAGUUUCAGUUUUCUCUGGGCUGGACGUCGUUGGUCCACCGUUUCCUCGGUUCUGCCAACGCUCAGAGAGCUCUCAGACUGGUGGACCAGAACUUCCAGGUUUCUCGACCGGCGCUGCCUCCGGCACAGACGCCCUCCUCGGGACCGUCCUCCAUCACAGCGCCGCCGCCCAACAGCGAGACAGCCGUCAUGACGCAGGAGGACCUGAUGCUGGCCGUGGCCACCAACGUGGCGUCUCUGACUUCACGCACUUCGAUGAGCGUCGUCAUCGUGGGAGGAGUGGUGUGGAGGACGGUGGGCUGGAGGCUGAUCGCUCUGUCGGCGUCGCUCUACGGCCUGCUGUACCUGUACGAGAGGCUCACCUGGACCACCAAGGCGAAGGAGCGAUCCCUGAAGCGCCAGUUCGUGGACUACGCCUCCGAGAAGCUGCAGCUCAUCGUCAGCUUCACCAGCGCCAACUGCAGCCAUCAGGUCCAACAGGAGAUGGCGACGACCUUUGCUCGGCUCUGUCAGCAGGUGGACCAGACGCAGAAGGAGCUGGAGGCCGAGAUCCGUCAACUGACAGCCAAGAUAGAUCAGCUGGAGACGGUCCAGAGCCGCUCCAAGAGCCUGAGACAUAAAGCCACCGAGCUGGAGAAGCAGCUGGAGGCGUUCACGGCUCAGUACCUGCAGCCUCAGCAGUGACGCUCGUCCUCGCCGCUCCACGACGAGCCUCGACGCACCUCCACCGCGACGGACCGCCGGCUCUGAGGGACGGCGCAGCUGGAAGGAUUAGUCGACGAGCCGACUGGUUGAGAUGAUCCGUGAUUUUUUUUUUUUUUAGUCACACCAAAAUUUUCCACUUGUCUCAACGAGAACGUUUUGGUAUCUGAACUGCAAUCUCUCUCUUUUUUUGUGGACAUUUUCUAGACUCAACAGUUAAUGAAAUGAAAAAAAAAAAAACAUAAAUUGAUCAAGUUUAGGGGACAGCGGAGAAACGCUUUCCUUCUUCUCCUUCAACCAGGUGUCUCAGUUACAUGAGAAGCGAGUAAACUGUAAAACACAACUGCCUGUAAAACAAACGUCGUGCAGAUGAAGGGCGGCGGUAGGAUCUCGGUCGGCGUGACCAUCUACCGGUCGGGUGCUAUAUUUUGACACUAGCGUGCUUCUGACUGUGAAUAUGCCUUUUUUUCUGUUUGUUUUUUUUUUUUUUUUUGGACAAACUUUCGUGGAGCAAAUGAAGUUGUGCGUCUGAGAGAUUGUACGUGAAUCAGUUCAGACGACUGCUGUGUGAUCAGAAAUCAAUAUAUUUAAUAAACACUGGGUUUCGUAAUCAGCAGAAGGGAAAGCACGUCGUCAGCUCACUGUAGGUUCGUCUUCUAUUUUCUAACAAUCCAAAACUGUAUAGAUGAAAUUCUCCAUAUAUAUAUAUUUUAUAAUACCCUGUUUUAUUUAUACCCAGUAGACUUCCAGUGACGAUUCCACCCGUCUGCACUUUGUAAAAAAUUUGUCUUUCUGUUCUUUUCUUGGGAGCGUGUUGAAAUACCUCUAGAUUUACCAGACUGUAUUAAAGCUGCAGUGAUCUAAACCUGA
Messenger RNA from Stegastes partitus (bicolor damselfish), 3319 nucleotides. RefSeq names its product mitofusin 1b (gene mfn1b). Bases 152 to 2431 code for a protein of 759 amino acids. Gene Ontology annotation, cellular component: mitochondrial outer membrane. Lineage: Eukaryota; Metazoa; Chordata; Actinopteri; Pomacentridae. Gene Ontology annotation, biological process: mitochondrion localization; mitochondrial fusion. The record is from RefSeq and is a predicted model, not a curated record. The transcript is spliced from 18 exons. Gene Ontology annotation, molecular function: GTPase activity; GTP binding.